CCUCCAUCUUUCCCUCCAUCCCUCUUUUCUCUCUCUCCCUCUCUCUCUCUUUCUCUCUAUACCACCCACCCCAGUGACUCCACCCUGCAGCAGAUAAAAGCUGUGUCCACAAGGUGUGCCCCUGUUAUGAGCACAUAUCCCAGGGUUCCCUCCGUGUGGUUGUCUGUCUGCCUGCAAUUCUGUGUGUGAGUCUGACUGCAGUGAUUAUUUCCCCAUAAGCGGCCACUCACAAAGGCCUUGGCCAUGCCUCCCCUCCCUGCUCCCCUGUUCCUCACGCUGCUACAGCUUUUAGUCCUCACGUAUGUGAGUGCUGCUGCAUACUAUGGACACAAGCAACACCCUCAACCAUACCAGCCAAUGCAACACAUUCAACACAUGGGCAAAGAAGGUUAUCCCCAGCAACAAUACCUUGGAAAAGAGAUGCCCUACAUGCAGUAUCCCCACUACAGGAAGGAGUUGCCCCAAAUGCCCAUGCUCAAGGGUAAAGACAAUGCUCGUAAAGGGGGCAACUAUAAGGGCGGCCAAGAUAAAGGUCAGACAAUCCCUAGUGGUGCUGAGGGAAUACCCCAAGGUGAACAAGGACCAGCUGGGCCACCUGGACCAGAGGGACCUGCUGGACCUCCUGGACCUCCAGGAACUGGACAGCCUGGACCUGCAGGACUUCCUGGACCUCCUGGUCCACAAGGUGUGCCCGGUGUUGGCAAACCAGGUUUGCAGGGGCUGCAAGGCAAGCCAGGAGGAAAUGGUGAGGCUGGGCCUCAAGGAGAAAUGGGGCCUAGAGGUGAAGAGGGGCCAACGGGUCAGCCAGGGCCUCAAGGUCCACCAGGACCACCUGGGCUUCCAGGAAUAGGUAAACCAGGAACACAUGGUUUACCAGGUCAACCAGGGCCCAAGGGAGAACCCGGUCACAAAGGCCUGCCAGGACUACCAGGACUACCAGGACCCAAAGGAGACAAAGGGAUGGGUCAACCGGGCCAGCCUGGUCAUAAAGGGCUCCCAGGGCCUCCUGGACCUGCUGGCCCAAGAGGGUUGCCUGGUUUUGGAAAACCAGGGUUAAAUGGGGCACCAGGUCCCCAAGGGCCACCAGGAGAGAAAGGUCAUCCAGGUGAGCAAGGACCAGCAGGACCCUCUGGAGAAGGAGGACAGCCUGGCCCACCAGGUCUACCUGGUCAAGGAAAGCCAGGUCAAAAUGGCCUGCCAGGACAACCAGGCAUGCCUGGUGGGAAAGGUCAUCCAGGACCACCAGGUUUGCCAGGAAAGCCAGGACUGCCUGGAUUUGGUAAACCAGGACUCCCCGGACCUAAGGGUGAUAAAGGUAUGGGUGGACCACCUGGAUCUCCAGGACCAAAAGGAGAGAAAGGUCAUGGAGGACUUCCUGGUAUGCUUGGUCCCCCAGGACCAAGUGGUCCGCCGGGUCUUCCAGGUCCGAUGGGACCCCCAGGGGGUUUAGGUGGACCUGGUCCUAAAGGGGACUGUGGAGAAGGGGGACCUAAAGGGCUUGAUGGAGCCCAGGGCCUUCCUGGCCCUCAAGGAUUACCUGGUAAGGAUGGUCUGCCAGGAGACCGUGGAGAUCCAGGACCAAGAGGUUCACCAGGACUAAGUGGUCCCAAAGGAGACGAAGGGCACAAAGGUCUUCCUGGUACACCUGGUCCUCCAGGACUCCCUGGACCAAAAGGAGAGGGCGGAUUACCUGGUGAAGUGGGGCCUCAAGGACCCAAGGGAAUCCCAGGAAUGGAUGGGACAGCAGGACCAAUUGGGCUUCCUGGUCUUCCUGGGCCAAAAGGAGACAGUGGCACUCCUGGUCCACCAGGCACUGUAGGUGAAGGGAGUCCUGGUGUACCUGGUCCCAUAGGACCGCCAGGCAAAGAAGGCCCCUCAGGGCCCUCUGGACAACCAGGUCAGCCUGGCCCUCCUGGACCACCAGGCCCACCUGGAGCACCUGGCUUGUCCCCUGAUAUGGCCGGAGUGCUCUCUGAGAUGGGCCCUGGACUAGAUGGUGUCAAGGCUGGAAGUUACGGAGUGAAAGGCAAGUAUGCAGGCAACGGGGCAGAAGUAUUGGGCCCCAGCGGGUUGGAAAUGCCAGCAUUCACAGCAAUAAUAACAACUCCCUUUCCACCUGUGGGCACUCCAGUCAUCUUUGACAAGCUUUUAUACAACGGUCGCCAGAACUAUAGUCCUCAGACAGGAAUUUUCACCUGUGACCUUCCUGGCAUCUAUUACUUUGCCUACCACAUUCAUUGCAAAGGAGCUAAUGUGUGGGUGGCUCUGAUGAGAAACGAUGAGCCAGUGAUGUAUACAUAUGAUGAAUACAAAAAGGGAUUCCUAGACCAAGCAUCAGGGAGUGCAGUAUUACCUCUACAGCCUGGGGACACUGUGUAUAUUCAGCUGCCCUCCGAUCAGGCCUCCGGACUCUAUGCUGGGCAGUACGUACAUUCCUCCUUUUCUGGGUACUUGUUAUAUCCAAUGUAAAACCACAAACUGAAGGAAGGGAGAGGCUUCAGUGUGAAACCUGAUCGUAAAUUACCUUUUAAAUGCAAAGUAAAUGGUUGAUCUUGGCAACAGAGAUGAGAAGACAAGAAAAAUUGUUUGAAGGAAGUUGAAUGGCCUGUAUAUACAGCAGCUUUAAAGCCGACGAGAGGAGCUGCGUUUUCUUUUACAAUUUGGAAGAUAUGAAAGAAUGUACAAAGGGCAUCCAAAGAACAACUCAAAGAUGUAUUUUUUACACACAAAUGUGCCACAAAUUUGUUAUUAGGUACAAACACAUGAGGUGAACAUGUGACAUUUAUCUAAAAGACAAAACACACUGUACAGUGUAAUUACACUGUUGUAACAGCGUCAAAUUUAGCCUGUGCAAGUCUUCAAAAUUGGCAGCUACACCAUGAGACAAAUAAUGUGAAAGAGUGUGAAAAACUAAAGAAGGAAGACGCAGAUUCAUUUAGGCAGGAAAUGUGUGUUUUUUUGCAUGAAUACUUUUGUACAAACACCGCUUGUUUCUCUAUUAAUAAGAGUAAAAAUAUAAAACGACCUCUUGAAAAUGAUAACGCAGAUCAU
Mugil cephalus (flathead mullet) is the source of this 3051-nucleotide messenger RNA. It is a transcript of the gene col8a1a, whose product is annotated as collagen, type VIII, alpha 1a. Lineage: Eukaryota; Metazoa; Chordata; Actinopteri; Mugiliformes; Mugilidae. The record is from RefSeq and is a predicted model, not a curated record. Gene Ontology annotation, molecular function: protein binding. The coding region runs from base 244 to 2469 and encodes 741 amino acids. The transcript is spliced from 3 exons.